UUGGGUACUGCUGAUAUCAUAUUUCAAUUUCUAAGUUCACCAAUCACGGUUAACUGUGGACUGACGCAGCUAAUCAGAUCAGAUACAAAUCGCCUUACCUGUGUUCGAACCAAUAUAUAUUCAAAAAUAAUUUUUCACCCGGAAAUUUUCCAACUUCGUUAUUCAAUUUUCCCGCCCCCUCAUUUUCGUGGCAAAACUUUACCGUUUUGAUUCGGAAAAUGAAAGUUUGCAUAACUCAGUUUCUCACAAGAUUUCUCUUCUUUUCGGUAUUGAUAAUUUUCAGGUGUUGUUCGAGUAAUGGAAGUGGUGAGAAGGAGAGAACAUUAGGUAUAAUAAAGCCAGAUGGAGUAUCUGGUAAUUAUACUGAUAGGAUAAGAAAAGUUAUUCUGGAAUCUGGUUUCCACAUCAAUAAGGAAAUGAUAAUUCAGCUUGAUGAAGACAAUGCAGCAGAUUUUUACGCUGAGCACUCUUCCAAGAGCUUCUUUACUAGUCUUAUUAAAUACAUGACUAGUGGUCCGGUGUUGGUUAUGAUUUUGGAAAAGGAAGAUGCUGUUGCUCAUUGGCGACAUUUGAUUGGACCCACUGAUGCGGGCAAGGCCAAAAUUACUCAUCCUCAAAGCAUCAGAGCAAUGUGCGGGGUAGAUUUGGAAAAGAACUGUGUUCAUGGUUCGGAUUCCCACCAAUCGGCUCAAAGGGAGAUUGCAUUUUUCUUCAAAGAGACACCUCCAGAUGAGGCAGUCAGAAAGCACGAUGAACUGUAACUGGCAAGUGCUCAAAGCUGAAGCUAUAUGAUGGUUAAGCUUAUUGUUAGAAGUUUGUACUAUAGACUUCUCUCUCUUUUUGUCUUUUGUUCUGCGAGUGGGGCAGGGGUGGGGUUGGUUUCAAUGCCUGCACUACAACAAGGAUAGCCUGUCCUCUUCUCAUAAACCAUUUAUCACUGGUGAAGGCAGAAUGCUAUACAAACCUCUUCUCUUUGCUUCAACUGUCUUAAAAUGGAGUAAUUUGAGGUUUAUCAACAACAUUAGUAGCAUCAAGUGUCCUACAAUUGUUCAUAUCCCUUUAUGGCUUGCCCAUGGCAUCUUUCCAACGUGUUUCUCAUCUUUUACCAUUUACAAGUUCAUUGUCUUGGGUUGUUAUGUGAUUUGAUAGGUUUGUAGGGUUCAUAUAUGCCAGGUGAUCUAAUGUGGGAUUUUGUACAAUGGAUGACUUGUUGCUUGCCCUCCAAAAAUGAUUGUAUGCAGUUUGAAGGAAAUGCUAUAAUGUCAUAGAUAAAGGGGAGUACGAUUCUAUGAAGAAUAUAAAUUACAGUAUCUAUUUUGUGAGAUUUUAACAAUUAAUUCUAGCCAUUCAUCUUGUUAUGGCAUCAUAGAAAAACCUGCACUAUGGACAUUGGAGACACUUUACGUACUCCAUUUGGCUUAGAUUGUAAGAAUUUUACAGUAUUAGAUUA
Molecule: messenger RNA, 1450 nt
Organism: Theobroma umbraticum
Lineage: Eukaryota; Viridiplantae; Streptophyta; Magnoliopsida; Malvales; Malvaceae
Product: Nucleoside diphosphate kinase family protein
Biological process (GO): CTP biosynthetic process; UTP biosynthetic process; GTP biosynthetic process
Molecular function (GO): nucleoside diphosphate kinase activity
Source: RefSeq, a predicted model, not a curated record